AAUGAUGGGCAAUCGGAAGAAAAAUAAAACAUUCCCAAAUAAUCAAUGAAAGCAGAGGUUUCAACAAAACCUCCUACCAAAAUCCACUCCCAAUGUGUGACACUGUAAGCACUCCCCAAAAAUCAGCCGAUUACUACCAACGCUCUAAUCAGUGUGCACCCGAGCAAUGGGGGAAAAAGUGCUCUCCGCACGGAAUUAUCGAUGCAUAAUCUUACCUAGAGAAAGAUGAUUUAUAAAACACGGCUAAAAAAGCGGUCCACGCCGGCGAGUCUACAGAAUAAUUGCCACAUAAUCAACGGUACAUAAAAACACGACCCCAGUACAAAUUCCAUGAUACCGGCGGGAGGCACUCGGAGAAGCCGAUCGAGCUGCUGGGCCGUCUACGUUGCCUUGGAAUCAAUCGAAAAAGUUAACAGAAAAUGGACAUUUCGGCUGCUCGCCUGAUAAGCCCGGUACACGAUCCAACGAUCUCUCUCUGUCUCUUUCUCUCUUUCUAUAUCUCUCUCCUUCUCUUUCCUUUUCUCACUCUCGACUAGCAGGAUGUUCAGUAGUCCUGUGUGGAGCGGGCUAGUAGUCUGUGACCAACAUCCAACCAGACAAGUGGGCCCGUACAGAGUACGCAGCCCGAUCUCCUGUCGUUGUAGUUUUGCUGAAACUUUUGUUUUCCUAUUUAAACGGAACAUUUUUUUUUUGUCAACGUGUGUGAACGACGAAACUUCGCUCUAUUGCGGAUCAAUUCGUCUGAAGUGAAUUUGUUUGUUUGUGUUACUCAUACAACGGAAAAAUGGACGAUGUUUCUGUUACGCAUCUAAGCUGUGUGUUGGCUCUGUGGCGAUCGUUUGAGUGUGUGAUGUGGUGACUGCUUUUCAAGGUUCAAUGAACGGGAUUAGUUUUUAAUAGCUCAGUUAAUGUAUUACAAACAAAAAAACACUACAGCAUGUAUAGGUUACCACGACAACGAUGGUAGUGACAUAUGAAGGAUCGAAAAUGUGGAGACCGUCCCUUAUCCUUAAGAACAAACUUUAAGUAGAGGGAUUGUAAAUUAGUUAAACAUUUCUCAGUUUUUGGCACGCGAGAAAUCAUAAUCCCCCGAGUGUAAUGUCUGCACGGGAAACGGUCGUCUCGACCGCCGUGUGCUGCACUGUUGAUAACCUCGACGGUAUGCCAGGCGUAACCGUAGCUCAGCACGAAGUUGCCGCCGCCGCCGCCGCCGACGACGUUACCCUAAUCUGGCAGAACUUGACCAUUACGCCCAUCCGCAGCAAGCCCGGUGCUGGGGAGCAGCAUCCGGUACUGAACGACAUAAGUGGCACCUUGCAGCCGGGCACGCUGGUGGCCCUCAUGGGACCGAGCGGGGCCGGCAAGACCACGCUCAUGUCCGCCCUAGCGUACAGGAUGAGCGACAAAAUGACAAUUGCCGGCGAUAUUCGCGUCAACGGAUGCCCGAUCGGACCGUACAUGUACAACAUCAGCGGAUACAUCUAUCAGGACGAGCUGCUGCCGGACUCGAUCACCGUGCAGGAGCAUCUGCAGCUGAUGGCCAACCUGAAGCUCGGCAAGAGCGUGACGGCCGAGCGGAAGCGCGCCAUGAUCGCGAACAUACUCUCCCGCACGGGGCUGGAGCGGUGCGCCAACACGAAGAUCGCGGACGCUACCGGCAUCGGCAAGACGCUGUCCGGCGGCGAGAAGAAGCGGCUCGCCUUUGCGGUGGAGCUGCUGUCCAAGCCAAAGUUCCUGUUCUGCGACGAGCCGACGACCGGGCUCGACUCGUACAGUGCGCGCCAGCUGGUCGAGAUGAUGAAAUCGCUGACCCGCACCGGCACGACCGUCCUGUGCAGCAUCCACCAGCCGGCGGAGAAGCUGCUGUACGAGUUCGACAGCCUCAUCCUGCUGACCGGCGGGCGGACCGGGUUCAUCGGCGCACCCUCCGAGGCGGUCCAGUUCCUGCGGUUGCAGGGUUUGGAGUGCGAGGCCGGCUACAACACGGCCGACUUUCUGCUCAAGGUGCUGUCGAGUACGACGACCACCACCAGGAAGGGCAACCAGUUCACGACGGGCGCGAUCGGGCCGAAAACGAUCUGCAACAACUACAGUGCCAGCGAGGCGGCCCGCCGCCAGGAGGCACUGAUCAGCAUGGAGCUGUACCGCACGACCGUGGACAGUGGAGGGGAUGAGGCAUUUCGAAGGCGACUUACCACGAGCCGCGACCGCUGCUGGUUCUACACGCUCUACUGGCUGAUGUACCGGCACGUGCUUCAAUCGCACCGGAAUCCAAACUUGCAGUAUUUUAAGAUCGUGCAGCGAAUCGCAAUCGCGGUGCUGGUUGGACUCUGCUUUUCCGACGCGAUCGAGCUAUCGCAGCGAGGCGUCCAGGCCAUGCAGGGUGUCAUAUUCCUGAUCGUCUCGGAAAACACGUUCCUGCCGAUGUAUGCCGCCCUGUCGCUGUUUCCCGAGCGUUUCCCACUGUUUCAGCGCGAGAAGAAGGCGAAUCUCUACAGCACGGCCCAGUUCUACAUCUCCACCAUUAUGUCGAUGACACCGUUCGUUCUGCUAGAGACGUGCGCAUUCAUCCUGAUCGUGUACUUCCUAGCUAAUCUCAGACCGACGCUGCUCGGCUUGCUGGUCACCGUAGUCGUCUCCGUGCUGGUGAUGAACGUGUCGAUCGCAUGCGGGUGCUUCUUCUCCGUCCUCUUUCCGACGGUCGCCUCCGCCAUGUCGUACUUGGUGCCGUUCGAUUACAUUCUAAUGAUCACGUCGGGGAUUUUUAUCAAAAUCUGGUCUAUGCCUACAUAUUUGCAAUGGAUGCCGUUCAUUUCGUGGAUGAUGUUCGCCAGCGAGGCCAUCUCGAUCGCCCAGUGGGAUGGUGUGAAGAGUAUCGAAUGCUCCAACAUCAUUCCGAGCGUGUGUCUGCACAACGGUGAGCAAGUGCUGGAUCAGUACUCGUUCAGCCGGCAGCAUCUGAGGACGGAUCUGGUGGUGCUGGUGGGACAGUACUUUAUUUAUCAUCUGAUGGCAAUGCUGUGCCUGGCAAGGCGAGUGUCCCGCAAUUAAACGAUGCAUAGCUAUACAGUUUUAUGUUCUAUUUCUAUAAAAAAACUAACGUUAACUGUGGUUCCAAUAAAGUCUAGCCGAAAAAAAAA
This is a messenger RNA of Anopheles merus, 3140 nucleotides long. RefSeq names its product protein scarlet-like. The transcript has 8 exons. The coding region runs from base 1099 to 3051 and encodes 650 amino acids. Gene Ontology annotation, cellular component: plasma membrane. Gene Ontology annotation, molecular function: ATP hydrolysis activity; ATP binding; ABC-type transporter activity. The record is from RefSeq and is a predicted model, not a curated record. Lineage: Eukaryota; Metazoa; Arthropoda; Insecta; Diptera; Culicidae.